Messenger RNA from Hypanus sabinus (Atlantic stingray), 5221 nucleotides. RefSeq names its product leucine rich repeat containing 10 (gene lrrc10). NCBI's taxonomy places the organism in Eukaryota, Metazoa, Chordata, Chondrichthyes, Myliobatiformes, Dasyatidae. The record is from RefSeq and is a predicted model, not a curated record. Bases 597 to 1451 code for a protein of 284 amino acids. Gene Ontology annotation, molecular function: protein binding. The transcript has 2 exons.
GCAAGGCCGUGCUCAGAAUAAGAUGACAUGAAGCAGAGCUGGGAUGAAUUCCUCCUCUGCCUUUGCCAGAUCCAGUAUUGAGGUCAGUGUUCCCACACACUCAGUCAAGCGCCGCACUAGACUGGGAAACAGAUAAAACUAGCUAGAAAACGAUGCCGUGGUAACACUGCGGCAUUUCCUAGAACGCGAGAAUUAAGUUGAAUGUACUACUGUUCAGAUCUGGCGGCACUGAGGACUACUCCGAGGAUGGGAAUCAGCUGUGACAGACUCGGUCACUGAUAAUUUCACGGGAGUGCACUUCAUACGCUGCUAUUUUUGAGUUUGCCAAAUAUAUUUCACAAGGACAACACUUAGGUCUGUAGAUAAGGAAGGCGAUGGCAUUGCAUACUGGAUUGACAGGAUAGUGCUGAACUUACAUAGCCCUCACUGUAAAAGUCACGUUCAACUCGCAUUUCGGCCGCCUCUUCGAUUGUCAGAACACUUCCCAGCUCCGCCAGCUGAGCUUCACGAAAUCUUAAAAGGCGCCGAGCAUUUAGCGUUUCACCGCUGGUGAUCGGAUCAUUUCAGUCCUCCCGAAAGAUGUAGGAGACGCUGGGAUGGGAAACGCUAUAAUGUCUGUGGUCUCUUUCUUCCCGUCUAAAUCGUGCCAGCACUACCUUCUGGGAAAUGAUAUCGAGGAGCUACCACCGGAUAAAAUGAUGGAUUUGAGCGGGAAAUAUCUGAGGAAGUUUCCGCUGCAGGUCUGUGCUUUCACUGAACUUAUUAAACUGUACCUGAGUAACAACAAUCUGAGCAGUCUUCCCCCCGAGCUUCACCUGCUGAACUGCCUGCAGAUCUUGGCUCUGGACUUCAAUCGUUUCAAAGAGCUGCCGCAGGUGGUAUGCCGCCUCCGCCAGCUCUCCGCUCUGUACCUGGGCAAUAACUACCUGAGCGACCUGCCGGCCGAACUCAGCUCGCUGGCGGAACUGAAAACGCUGUGGAUCGAGGGGAACUGUUUCGAGGAGGUCCCUAGAGUGGUGUCGCAGCUAAAGCACCUGAGAAUCUUGCACGCAGGGUGUAACCAGCUAAGAGAACUGCCCACGGAUCUCUGGCACCUCCGCGAACUGCAGAACAUCUGGAUUUCGAGCAACUUGUUCUCUGAUUUCCCUAAAGUCCUACUGGAGAUCGAGAGCCUGGAGAUCAUCGACAUGGACCGAAACUCGAUCAAGUUCUUCCCCAGCCUGGUCCACAUGAAGAACCUGAAGCUGGUGAUAUACGAUCGCAAUCCGUGCAAGAGCGGCCCCAGGGUGGGCGAGGACGUCCGGAGGGUGGGAAGGUGGGCCGACUAUCGCCCUGAAGUCACCGAGGAAUUAUCACCGGAGAUGGAGCGAGAGCAGAUGGGAGAAAGCGAGGACGUUGAAACGACGGGGAAAAGUGAACUCAAUAAGGAUUCUGACUCGGUGCCAGAGUGAAAGCAACGGGAACCAAAGUGGCGCCAACGAAAGGCAAUUUGCGGGCUUCGUAUACUGUUUGAUUAUGCAAUACGUGUAGAAAUUGUAAAUACAUCUGCGCUCCUCUGGAUAGCUGUUUACAGCGCAAAACCUGCUUCCACAACAAGGGCUGAGACUAGAUAAAAAUAUGGAUGAAAGGAAUAAGAAAUGUUACUGGAGGAAGAAGAAAUAUUUUGGCUCGUGUGGAGCAAUAGGUGCCGGCCCGUGCCCUUGGUCUCAAUAUUCCGUCUUUGUCAGCAUUAAUUCUUGCUAGCGACACCGUCCAAAGGGACUGCAUGAAAAUAGUAAUUACUCUUCUUUUACAUAACAAGUGUAAUAUGUAACCGUGCGGUACGUCGUUAAUCAUCUGCUUCAGCGGAUGGGGCUUGAAGGCUGCUAUCAGGAACAGGAUGUACUUUGAUGACAAGCACAAAACCUAUUCCGAACGAUUCACCCUGCAGUUUAGACCCACAAAGGGGGGGGGGGGGGGAAACUUCCAUAAAUCAGACUUUAGGAUAAUUAACUUUUUUAUUCAGCAGCAGUACCUGGAAGUCAGAUAAAAUCCCGCCAAACUCCCAUUCCAACGAGAAUUAGGCUGCUCCCAUGGCAACGGCUUGAAAUAAAACGGUUUCCACAGGAAAUGAGACUUCGGAAUGUAAAGGCCAGCUUUCAAUCUGACCCCCUCUCUGCAUACAAAUAAUAAGCAAUCUUCUCGGUGUUCAACUUGGAAAUGCAUUUCAUUCCACAAAUUAUACAUUACUUGAGAACAAGCUUAGACCUUUAAUUUUGUUUUAAAUGAGGCAAUGUUUUGGGAGAACUUACUUCUACUUCACCGCACCAGUCAAUUCAGAUUUGCUUUGCCGGAGAAUAAUGGCGAAUUACCAGAGGAACUCAGCAAGUCAGGCAGCAUCUGAGGAGGAAAAUGGACAGACACCAUUUUGGGUCUCCCGGGAAAGUCAACUGAUCAUUUCCCAAUACAGAUGUUGCCCAAUACUACCGUACCUUGUGUCCUGAUUUUUGCUUCCAAUUAAAAAUGAAACCAGGUGGCAGACAGCUGCAUCUGUCUGUACUACAUGGGUGUUGGAAAGUUAAACUUUGAGAGGGGAUUAUGGGGAAGGAGUUGCUUUCUCUCACGAAUGCUUCAACUGAUACCCAAUUUGAACUCAAGUUUCUUAGUAGUCAUUCGAAAUACAAACUCAGGACAAAGCACUACUUAGAGAUAUCAUUGCUUUCUCCGAGGGUGGGCCGCACCAAACCCCUCUCCGCCAAAAUACGUAAAAGAAUCUCCUCAGAAGAAAUCAUCCCUUUCCCUGCAGUGCCCUCCUACGGUAAUGGGAUCAGUAAAAAGACGGUACAACCGUUGUUGAGAACCUGAGCGUUGGUCGGGGCGCAUUCAGCGCGGAAAUGUGGAACUGAAAGUGGCUCACAGAGUGACACAGAGUGGGUGUCUUGCCAAGAUCACAACACGCAAUGCCGAAGGAGGUGAAAAAGAACCCAAAGACCUGUAGAAGUCUGUAGAACUCACUAAAUUCUCUGUUCAUGUGUCCACUAUAAAAAAAAACUGAACAAGAAUGGUGUUCAUUUAAGGACACCAUGGAGGAAACAGCUGCUCUUCAAAAAAAAGCACUGCUGCUCGUUUCAAAUUUGCAACUAACUACCUGGAUGAUCCACAGCGCUUCUGGGACAAUGUUCUAUGAGCAGAUGAGACAAAAGUUUUUGGUAGAAAUGUUUGGAAGGAAAAGGGUACUGCAGAUCAAGACCAAAACAUUAGCCCAACUGUGAAAUAUGAUGGAAUGGGCAUCGUGGUUUGAGGCUGCUUUGCUGCAUCAGGGUCUGGACAGCUUGCAAUCAUUGAGGGAACAAUUAAUUUAAAAAAAUUGUAUUAAGACAUUUUACAAGAGAAUGUCAGGAUAGUGGUUUGUCACCUGAAACUUAAUAGCAGUUGGAUAAUGCAAUAAGACAAUAAUAAUCUGAAAGACAAGAAUAAAUCAACAACAGAAUGGUUUAAAAAGAAGAAAAUGUGUGUUUUGGAAUGGCCAAGUCAGAGUUUAGAUCUUAACCCGAUUGAGAUGCUGUGGCAUGACCUGAAGAGGGCUGUUCAUGCUAGGUAUCUCAGAAAUAUUGAUGAACUGAAACAGUUUUGUAUGAAGAAUGGUCUAAAAUUCCUCCUCACGUUGUACACGUCUGAUCUGCAGCUACAGGAAACCUUUGGUGCAGGUUAUUGCUGCUAAAGAAGGUUCUACCAGUUAUUAAGUACAAGGGUUCACAUGCUUUUUUCAGCCUGGACUGUGAAUGAUUAAACAAUGUGUUCAAUCAAGACAUGAAAAGUACAAUUGUUUGUGAGUUAUUAUUUUAGGCAGAUUGUGUUUGUCUAUUCUUGAGACUUAGAUCAGACCACAUUUUGAGUAUGAACUGCUUUGAGAGGUUGGUUCAGACUAGACUGAACUUCUGGUUUAUUACGGACCUGGACUCACUGCAAUUUGCCUAACGCCACAAUAGGUCAAUGGCAGACACAAUCUUAAUGGCUCUUCACUCAGCCUUAGACCACCUGGACAAUACAAACACCAAUGUCAGGAUGCCAUCUAUUGACUAUAGCUUAGUAUUUAACACAUCAUUCCCACAAUCCUGAUUGAUAAGUUACAGAACCUGGGCCUCUGUACCUCCCUCUGUAAUUGGAUCCUCGACUUCCUAACUGGAAGACCACAACCUGUGUGGAUUGAUGAUAAUAUCUCCUCCUCGCUGACUAUCAACACUGGUGCACCUCAGGGGUGUGUGCUUAGCCCACUGCUCUACUCUCUCUAUACCCAUGACUGUGUGGCUAGGCAUAGCUCAAAUACCACCUAUAAAUUUGCUGAUGAUACAACCAUUGUUGGUAGAUUCUCAGAUGUAGGCGAGGGGACGUACAGGAAUGAGAUAUAUCAACUAGUGGAGUGGUGUUGCAGCAACAAGCUUGCACUCAACGUCAGUAAGACUAAAGAGUUGAUUGUGGACUUCAGGAAGGGUGAGACAAAGGAACACAUACAAAUCCUCAUAGAGGGAUCAGAAGUAGAGAGAGUGAGCAGUUUCAAGUUCCUGGACCCAAUAUCUCUGAGGACCUAACCUGGACCCAACAUAUUGAUGCAGCUAUAAAGAAAGCAAGACAGCAACAGUACUUCAUUAAGAGUUUGAAGAGAUUUGGUAUGGCAACAAAAACUUCUAAACAUGAACCGUGGAGAGCAUUCUGACAGGCUGCAUCACUGUUAGUAUGGGAGGGGGCUACUGCACAGGACUGAAAGCUGCUGCUAAGGGACGUAAAUUUGGUUGGCUCCAUCUUGGAUACUAGCUUACAAAGUACCCGGGACAUCUUCAAGGAGCGGUGUCUCAGAAAGCGAUUCAGGAACAGCUUCUUCCUCUGCCAACCAAUUCCUAAAUGGACAUGGAACCUGUGAACACUAACUCACCUUUUUAAUAUAUACUAUUUCUGCACUAUUUUUAACCUACACAAAAUACAUAUACUGUAAUUGAUUUAUUUUCUUCUGUAUUAUGUAUUGCACUGACCUACUGCUAAGUUAACAAAUUUCAUGACACAUGCCAGUGAUAAUAAACCUGUUUCUGAUUCUGUAAUUAAAACAGAAAACCAGGUAAUUGCAAAGGGUUCACAAACAUUUUCUUACAACUGUAUAUUCGUAAGAAAAGCUGUCCAAUGUAUCAAUAUACAUUACAGGCAAGAUCACAAUCUCUACUGAAGUUUAUCUAAACCUAAAACAAGGGGU